Molecule: messenger RNA, 2174 nt
Organism: Perca flavescens (yellow perch)
Lineage: Eukaryota; Metazoa; Chordata; Actinopteri; Perciformes; Percidae
Gene: mppe1
Product: metallophosphoesterase 1
Exons: 9
Coding region: 278-1462 (394 amino acids)
Biological process (GO): GPI anchor biosynthetic process; endoplasmic reticulum to Golgi vesicle-mediated transport
Cellular component (GO): endoplasmic reticulum-Golgi intermediate compartment
Molecular function (GO): phosphoric diester hydrolase activity
Source: RefSeq, a predicted model, not a curated record
CGAAACAGCGGCAGACUGAUGUUCUUCUCGCCUGUCUCUCCACAAGCAGACGACAUUUUUUUUAACUUUUUAUCUAACAUUUUGAAUCACCGGGACUAGCACACGGAGCUUUUUCAUUUUUUUUGUAUCCGUCGCAGCCUCAGAGCACCUUGCCAUGAGCAUCACACGGCUGGAGACCUAAACAGUCGGGUCUGGAAGAGGGGAAGAUGCCUCAUGGACCGCUCCAUCACCGCCAGUGCGCCAGUUCAGGGCAUCCCAAACGCCGAAUAACAAAGAAAUGCCGAGGUUUAGCGCCAAAUGGAUGGUUGCGGUGGUGCUGAUUCUCCUGGUCAGCGGUGCUUUCUUCUUCUGCGAGUAUGUCAUCUACUACCCGACCAUCCUCAAGUGCGCCUGGCCGAAGAUCAACCAUGCCCGGGGCGGAGAGGGCAUCGACGGCCGGCCGAUGGACUCAACGGUCCGCGCUAUGGUGCUAUCGGACACCCACCUCCUCGGAGCCGUCGGGGGACAUUGGUUCGACAAGCUGAGGAGGGAAUGGCAGAUGGAGAGGGCUUUCCAGACCGCUUUGUGGCUGCUCAAGCCCGAAAUAGUGUUUAUUCUCGGGGAUAUCUUCGACGAAGGCAAAUGGAGCUCGCAGAAGCACUGGGAGGAUGACGUGCGCCGCUUCCACAGGAUGUUUAGACACUCAACUGACACAGAACUGGUUGUACUGGUUGGAAAUCAUGACAUCGGUUUCCAUUACGAGAUGGACUGGUUCAAGCUGCAGCGCUUCGAGAAGGUCUUCAACGCUUCCUCCACCAGGAUCGUCACCAAAAAGGGAGUCAACUUUCUGCUGGUGAACAGCGUGGCCCUGCACGGCGACGGCUGUCCCAUCUGCCAGUCGGUGGAGAAGGAGCUGAUCAAACUCUCCAGAGACCUCAACUGUUCUCUUCAGAACUCGCAGUCGGGCGGCGGAGUGACGGACAGUUGUGAAGGCGCACAGCUCUACCCUCCCACACCCCCCAUCAUGUUACAGCACUAUCCUCUGUACAGAGUGAGCGACGCCAGCUGCACAGGACUGGACGCUGCACCGCCUGAAGAGCGACACCUGCUGUUCAGAGAGAAGUAUGACGUGUUGUCUAAGGAGGCCUCGCAGCGGCUGCUGCAGUGGUUUAAGCCCCGCCUCAUCCUGAGUGGACACACCCACAGCGGAUGUGAGGUUCUCCAUGACAACAAGUACCCGGAAAUCAGCGUGCCGUCCUUCAGCUGGAGGAACAGAAACAACCCCAGCUUCAUCUUGGCCUCUGUGUCACCCGGCAGUUACGCUCUGUCCAAGUGCUUCCUGCCGGAGGAGAGCACGGUGAUCAGUGUUUACUGCUCGGCCGGCGCCUGCAUGCUGUUGCUGUUCCUGGCUCACUGUCUGUGGAUGAAAGGCCUGCUGCAGUGCCUCAGCCUCUGCCUGCUGGGGAAGCACAAGUCUCUGUGAACUACGUUACCCAGAGUGCACCAGGACGGAUCCAUGAGACUUGGUAAAUACUUGAUGCGAGGAUUUGCAAAUGUGACGUUCCUCUUCUGAACGUGUCAAAGAUAUGUUUGUACGACCUCGAUUUGUUUGUCCAAAUGUUUUUAACCACACUGUGAAAGACACAAAUAAGUUUUAAAUGUCCUAAAAGGACUCAGAGUUUAUCACUAUACCCUGUGACGACAAAGCAGACGUGGGACCAAAUUGUUGUUACAAAUCAUCACUGGUGUUUGUUUUACCUUCCUUGGGAGUGCCAGGCGGGUGGAGCUUUCAAUCACAGAAAAGUAACCGUCACUAAUUUCACAACAGUUUUCCUGUGACUGGCAGAGGUAUUAGAAAGUACACACGUGGCAUUAAAUAAGACAAAUCAAACAAUAAGUACAUAUGUAAAUACUUACUGUCCCUGGUCUGAUUUAAAGUCAGAUGUUGGUUUCUGUCUCUUCACUCUGAUGUUAACUGUGACCCGAUGUAAACACACUGAUCAUCUCACACUCUGAACACAGUGUGUUUUUGUUGUUAAUGUGAUAAUCCGUCCAGGGUCCUCGUUGUUUUUAUGAUGAAUAUCUCAAUAUAUUUAUUGCGGAUUUUCUGUGCCAAAUGUUAAGUGAGAGUUUUUGCCAAAUUAUUGAAACGUUUCUGAUGAACUGUACAUAAUAAAUCAGAAUCUUAAACUGUU